Molecule: messenger RNA, 2280 nt
Organism: Spodoptera exigua (beet armyworm)
Lineage: Eukaryota; Metazoa; Arthropoda; Insecta; Lepidoptera; Noctuidae
Source: the annotation of a GenBank genome assembly
AUGAAGCGAGAUGAUACCACGGCUUCUCAAUACGUAAAACUAACUACGAUUGUGUCCAUUACACGUGUCAUAGUCAUAGUUAGUUUGGUCAUAGUCAUAGUUAGUUUGGGUGCGACACUCCUAAAGCUAGUCGAGCGACUAACUUACCACAUAUACGCUGAUCUCAACUUGGUGCGGACGUUCCUCACGACGUAUCGCUCGUUCUGUUCCCCCGGAGAACUCCUGGAGCUGCUCAUCGAGAGGUUCAAGAUUCCGGAGCCGAGCGAGGUUUACGACACGCCUAGAACCGCGGAGAGCAUAGAGAGCGUGGCUAGCAGUGACGCGGAGAAACUGAGCAAGAACACGGCGCGGGAAGACUGGAAGCGGUAUCGUAAGGAGUUCCAACAGCCGGUCAAAUUCAGGGUAAUCAACGUGCUUCGUCACUGGGUGGACCAGCACUUCUACGACUUCGAGCGCGAGCCGGCGCUGCUGGAGCGACUGCGGGAGUUCUUGGAGUCCGUCGACGGGAAGCCCAUGAAGAAGUGGGUCCAGAGUGUACUCAAGACGCUGCAGAGGAAGAGGCUGGGCGCGGAGUGCGAGGCGAGCGGCGUGGGCGGCGUGACGGGCGGCGUGUCGCACGUGUUCGACCGGCUGCCGCCCACGCCGCUGCGUCACGUCGCGGAGCCCGAGCGUCACGCCUGGCAUCCGCUGGCGCUGCACCCACUCGAGCUGGCCAGACAACUCACGCUGCUAGAGUUCCAUCUCUACAGACAGAGGAAGGCGGACCGCGUGAGGAACCAAUCCUCCUCGUCAUGCCCCAAUCGCCGCAUCAGGCCACCUAAAGCGCAAGUCUGCGGACGGCGAGUAAGGGCAGCUCGCCGCUCGACCAGAACCAGACCCGAGCGUACGGUGAAACCUUCGGAGCUGGUCGGUGCUGUAUGGACGAAGAAGGACAAAGAGAAAACCAGCCCCAACCUUCUGCGGAUAAUCAAACAUACGACCAAUUUCACACGCUGGAUGGAGAAGUGGAUAGUAGAAAGCGAAAAUUUAGAAGAGCGUGUCGGCGUCGUUUGCAGAGUACUAGAACUGAGCAUAGCAUUGCGCCAGCUGAACAAUUUCAACGGAGUACUGGCAGUAGUCGCGGCCUGCGGGUCCGCGUCCGUACACCGGCUACGAGCCACCUUCCAACUCUUACCCCCCAGACUGUCCCGGGCGCUGGACGAGUUCAGAGAACUGAACUCUGACCACUUCAGAAGAUAUCAGGAGAAGUUGAGAAGCAUAAACCCACCGUGCGUGCCCUUCUUCGGCAUGUAUUUGACUAAUAUACUGCAUAUUGAGGAGGGGAAUCUAGACUACCUCCCCGACUCGGAGCUGAUAAACUUCUCGAAGCGGCGCAAAGUGGCGGAGAUCACCGGCGAGAUCCAGCAGUACCAGAACCAGCCUUACUGCCUCACUGUCGAACCUAAGACCAGGGCGUUCCUAGAGUCCCUGGAUCCGUUCCCGGGCAAGGACGACAACGAGAUCACCAACUAUUUGUACGCGAAGAGUUUGGAGAUAGAACCGAGGCUCGCCAAGCAGCUGCCUAAGUUUCCGCGUAAGUACCCGGAGCUGUCCCCGAAGCCGCUGAAGGUGUCGCGGCGCGCGGCGGCGGCGCACGAGCCCUCCCACGGCGCCAACAACUCCUGCGCCUCCUCCAUGUCCUCCUCCGCAUCGCACUCCGACGACACCAUGAGUAUGUCGUCCCAGAUAUCCCCGACCAGUAUCAGCACGUGGGACGGAGGAUCGCUACAGUCCUUACCUCUCGACCUCUUAACGGGCAGUAAACAGGAGUUGGUUAGUCCACGGCUGGACCGAGGCUCCCUGUCCCAGCUGUCGCAGCUGCUGUUCUUCGAUAAGAACAAGCCCAACCAUAAUCACAAGCAAUGGUCUUCUUGCGAGCGUAAGACGCUGUCCCCCCGCAACCCCAUCGUGGAUGCAGACCUCUUCUACUCCUCGCGGGGACACACCGCGCCGCGGAGACCCGACCUGCGGUGUCGUGUGGCACUCCUCCUCCGCUGCCCCCGCGGCGACGCCGGGACUCCGCCGCGCCGCCCACCCCACUACCUCCCUCGUCAGUAUGCGCGGGCUCCCCCCCGGCAGCCCCGGCGCCUGCGCCCGCGCCCCCGGCGAGCAAUCCGGGGUCGCACGGGGCGCCGCCCCCGCUACCGCCUCGGCCUGCGCCCCCGCCUGAACUGUUACGUCCCGCGCACUCCACCAUACUGCAGCGAAGACAUAAUAACACAUUCACACGCCACUGACUGA